AUGGAUCAUGAGAACAAUGGAACAGUAAUAACUCUAGGUGGACACAUUGAGUUGCAAAAAUACAGAUUUCUCUACUUUUUUUUCUUGCUGGUAAUUUAUGUUUUAAUACUCUGCAGUAAUUCAACCAUCAUUUGCCUCAUUUGGAUUCACAAAAGCUUACAUGAACCCAUGUACAUAUUUAUAGCAGCUUUGUUAGGGAACUCCAUUCUUUACAGCACAAGUCUGUACCCAAAGCUUUUGUUUGACUUUUUAUCAGAGAAACAGAUCACAAGUUAUUCAAACUGUUUGCUUCAGUGUUUCUUUUAUUACUUUUUAAAUGCAUCUGAAUUCCUGUUGUUGACAGCCAUGGCUUAUGACAGGUAUAUAUCCAUAAACAAGCCUCUGCAGUAUGCAGCAAUCAUGGGAAAAACAACAGUGACACUUUUUUUGAGCCUUGCCUGGCUUGUACCUGCCUGUCAGAUUGCAGUACCUGUAGCUUUAAGCGGAAAUACAAAACUCUGUAAUUUUGUUUUAAAGGGAAUCUUCUGCAACAACUCCAUUUAUAAACUCCACUGUGUGAGUUCAGCAGCUCUGUCUGCGUAUGGCGUGAUUUCCUUGAUAAACCUCACAGUGAUCCCAGUUUUAUUCAUACUCUUCACAUACACCAGGAUAUUUAUUUUAGCAUAUCAACGUUGUGGAGAGAUCAGGAAAAAAGCUGCUCAGACCUGCUUACCUCAUCUGCUCAUUUUGUUUAAUUUUACUUUUUUGUUUACAUAUGAUGUUACAAUAGUUAAACUGGAAUCUGAUUUAUCAAAUUCUGUCCGUUUGACUCUGACCUUACAGGUCAUUAUAUUCCAUCCCCUUUUCAAUCCGAUUAUAUACGGCUUGAAGAUGAAAGAAAUUUCUAAAUAUUUGAAGAGGCUCUUUUACCAUGAGAAUGUGACCUAAGAGAGAAUCCUUUCAAAAUAGAUAAACGUUAUUGGGAUGAAAUUUAGGCAUUUCUCACCUGGUCUAAAAGAGAUUCAUAGUGAAGUAACUUUCCUUUUUUAUUUAGUUUUUUUUUUUUUUUUGCUUUUCUUUAAAAAAAAGCUGAACUGAUUUUUAACUGAAGAUGUGCUCUUUAAUGUCAUUUAAACAUAAUGUGAACUUCAAUCCUGUUUUUUUCCUGUUGUUUUUUUGGAGAUUUUGAGUAAGUGAAGAUGAAUGUCAUUAUUUUUUUAACAUCAAUCUUCUGGGCUUGACCUAAUAGUCACCCUGUCCACUUCUAAUUGGUGCAUAAUGGAUUUCCUUCUGUUUUUUAACUUUGAGGCAUGGGCAUGCUUUUUUUUCCCAAAAAAAUCCAGGGAUGCGCGAUAAGGGGCGACAGGUGAAGCAAUGGCACACCUGUCAUCAUACUUACUGGCAGAUGUCAUCCAUACUAAUAAAUGAAAGAAAUAUACCUACUGUUCUGUGCUAUAAAUGCAAUUUAUGUGUAUGAUUCUAAUCUUUUAAAAUAAUUUUUACAAUCAAAGUCACUGUAUUUUGUAUGUUUCCUGUU
Oryzias melastigma (Indian medaka) is the source of this 1516-nucleotide messenger RNA. RefSeq names its product olfactory receptor 6N2-like. The record is from RefSeq and is a predicted model, not a curated record. Lineage: Eukaryota; Metazoa; Chordata; Actinopteri; Beloniformes; Adrianichthyidae. Gene Ontology annotation, molecular function: G protein-coupled receptor activity; olfactory receptor activity. Gene Ontology annotation, cellular component: membrane. Bases 1 to 927 code for a protein of 308 amino acids. Gene Ontology annotation, biological process: G protein-coupled receptor signaling pathway. The transcript has a single exon.